CGCGCACAUGGGCGGGAGGGCGGAGCCCGCAGCCUGACAUCACCGGCUCUGGCUCACCGCUACCGGACGGCUCCGCUCCCUCUCCCGCCGCCGCGCAGAGGAUGUCUGGAGGAGACAUGGCCAAACCCCUCCUGGGCCAUCGGAGCACGGAUGGUGAUGCCAGCGUCACGCCUGCCGCCGGCCGUGCCAUCGGGGUUCUGGGGAGCGGGGACUUUGCGCGGUCCUUGGCCAUUCGCCUGGUCUGCUCAGGCUUCAAGGUGGUGGUCGGCAGCCGCAACCCCAAGCGCAAAGCCAGCCUCUUCCCUUCCGCAGCUGAAGUCACCUUCCAGGCAGAGGCGGUGAAGAAGGCAGAUGUCAUUUUCGUGGCGGUUUUCAGGGAACAUUACUCCACCCUCUGUGACCUGGCCGACGUCCUGGUGGGCAAGAUCCUGGUGGACGUUAGCAACAACACCGAGAUCAACCAGAGCAAAGAAUCCAACGCCGAGUACUUGGCUUCUCUCUUCCCAGCCUGCACUGUGGUCAAGGGAUUUAACGUGGUUUCUGCUUGGACCCUGCAGUCAGGUGCCAGGGAUGGAAAUAAGCAGGUUCUGAUUUGCUCAAAUAACCAAGAAGCCAAGCGCACUGUAGCAGAAAUUGCUCAAGUCAUGGGAUUCACCCCUGUGGACAUGGGCUGCAUGUCGUCAGCCUGUGAGAUUGAGAACAUGCCCCUGCGCCUCUUGCCAGCCUGGAAAAUCCCCAUCUUUUUGUCUCUGGGGCUUUUUCUUUGCUUUUUCACUUACAACCUGAUCCGCCAGGUCAUCCACCCUUACAUCAGGGAGCAGAAAAACAAGUUGUACAAGAUCCCCAUCGAGGUGGUCAACACGACAUUGCCUUGCGUGGCCUACGUCAUGCUGUCUCUCGUCUACCUGCCUGGGGUGCUGGCAGCUUGCUCACAGCUCUACUAUGGUACCAAAUACAGGCGUUUCCCAGACUGGUUGGACCAGUGGCUCCAGCACCGAAAGCAAAUCGGGCUCCUCAGCUUCUUCUGCGCUGCUCUGCACGCCGUGUACAGCUUCUGCCUGCCUCUGCGCCGCUCCCACCGCUACCAGUUAAUCGAGACAGCUGUCAAGCAGGCUGUGGAGAAGAAGAUGAAUAUCUGGGUAGAGGAGGAAGUCUGGAGGAUGGAGAUUUAUAUCUCUGUUGGAAUAAUUGCCCUGGGCUUGCUGUCGUUACUCGCCAUCACUUCACUUCCAUCCAUCGCAAACUCUCUUAACUGGAGGGAAUUCAGUUUCAUUCAGUCCACCGUGGGAUUUAUUGCCUUAGUAAUCAGCACUUUGCACACACUCACGUAUGGAUGGUCGAGGGCAUUUGAUGAGAACCAAUACAAAUUCUACCUGCCUCCAACCUACACCCUCACCCUGCUUGUCCCAUGUACUGUGAUCCUAGCAAAAGUCAUCUUCAGUUUGCCCUGCAUCCAGCACAGACUUCUGCGAAUCAGGAGGGGCUGGGAGAAGGGGAGAUACGUGAAGUUUGUUCUGCCCAGCGCGACGGGGGAAUAUUCAAGUGGGGAGACCUCCAGCAAUGUCUGAUAGAGCACACCCCCCACCAGCCCAGCUGUGGCAGAAGAUUUCAAAGCACUAUCAACAUUUCUAUAAAGGUGUUUCUUUUUCUUAAAUAUAUGUAUGUUUUGGUAUGAUUGUAUUAUUAUAAAUAAUAAAAUUUGGUGACUUUAGAAAAUGAACCAUGAAACUAGUUUAGACAGAAGUAGUUAAAUUAUAUUGCUGAUUUGCUAGAACAAUUAUUGCCUUAAAAAUGACUGUGAAAGCCAAGCUAACAGUACUAAUACACAUGGGAAACUGAUGGACUCUGUUAGUCAGAUCAGUCACUGAGGUGCUGACUGGCAGCUCCCUGGACUGGUACUUCUCGGUUGCUUCCCUGGCUGCUCUCAUAAAUUUCAAUUUUUUUUUCAUUUUAAUAUGAAGCAGCACAGAUUUUCUGGCAGCAAAGGUAUUAUGCCUUUUGAGUGUCUGGAUCUAUCAAGACAGUGAGGUUUAGAAAGAUGAAUUCUCUCUGGUUUUGGUCUCCUAAAUGAAUUCUAUGGACAAGUAAGCAAUAUCCAUGCCAUGUAGCAGCUGCAGAUUUUACUAAGAGCAUCCAAACCUGGCAGCAAAUACAAGUAUCCCGGUUGUCUCAAAUGCACUUCUGGUCCUGUAGGCUGUGUCUGGUGCACAUUUAUAAGCUACAGAAAUAAAGCACCUUUUCUAGGAGCAUUUGAAGAGAGGGAUGUCCCUAACAUCACAUGUCUGCUCUUCACUGCUGACUCUGAGAUGAAAACUGCUGCUGCUGCAUGUUCUCUGUUUUACUAAGCCAAAGUUUCAAGCAGUAUUUGAUGGAAACAGAGUGAAGAUAAUUAGAGGAAAGACAGGCUGCUUCACAAAGUUACAUGGAUAAAACCAAUGCUUUCCAGCUGGCCUUAUAUCAAAUAAUAGGAUGAAGCUUUUAGAAAGCAUUGUCACCUAGACAUGCCCAUUUACACACACAAAACAGCAGCUCUAAACCCACUGGGUUCAGUAGCAAUGAUAAGAUCUUCAGAUGGUCUGGCAAAGUGAGUUUUGACCACAAUGUGAAAAUACAGCAACUGUAGAUUUUGAGCACAGUCGUUGCCUUGUACCUUAAGAAGUAAUUUGCCAGAUCACAAAGCAAGUAUCAAGUGUUCUUCUGACUUCACACCCUCUUUGGACAAGGUACAGGGCAAUGAAGAUUUCUGUCCUAAUUUCAUUUUCCACCUGUCACUUUCUAUCCCUUCAAGCUUUUGCUCUAUCAAAAUAGUUCUCUAGGUUUUGGACAUCCAAAUCACCAGAGAAUGGACAGCCAUUCACCAAGGCUCAGUUAAAAACAAGCAAUCAGGAUGAUGCAAGACAACUACCUCAGUAAGGUCAGACACAAGGACAUGACUUGAAUAGCUCAUUUUCUUACACUUAAGUAAAAGACCCCACUCAGUGUUCAGAAUUGCUUUGAAAAACAACAUCUGUCAGCAUCAAAUGAGGUCUGGACUGUGGGAUAAGAAAGUACUUGUCAGGAGACCAGUUAAUAUAAAUGACAGGGGAGCAGUGAUCAAUUCUGAGGCACAGAAACCCAUCUACAAGGCAGCAUUUCUUCUGUAACCUGGAUGAUUUCUACAUGGACAGAGGAGCUUAAGAACUCCCUGUUUACCUCAGCUAACUACAGUGAGUAAUAUUCUCCAAAUAUUACAUGGUGCCAGUGCUGAUCCUGAGGGAUUUCAGUUCUUGCCUAAGGCUUAUGAUGAAGUCUCCAAACACCAUGUCUUGUCACCAAAUAGAAAUCAAUCAGCCAGAAGGAAAUCACCAGAUUUCAUAAUCGGUUGAUCUUUUUUUUGUUUGUUUUUUUGGCAACAUGAGGGAACUACCAUUCUUUCAUUCAGAAAGCUGCAUUCAGCUUUCCCCAUCCACCUCCACAGACCAGCCCAGAUCAAAUCACUCUCCUAGCAGAUUGAUUGCCCAGCACUAUUUAUUUGUCAUUGAAGGGUGGGUAAAAUUUUCACAUGGAUUUGAGACAGUUUCACCUGAGUAUAAUUCCACCCACGCCAGUGGGUUUUCAUUGAGGGAAAACAAUUCAGCAAGCAAGUUCUUUUAGUCUUCUCUUCCAUUUCAUCAUUAAGCAAAGUCAACAUAAAGGCAUCAGUUUACACAUUUUCUGGUUACAGUAGUGUAUUUUGAUGCCUCUUUUUUCCACUUAAGCUUUUUUUUUACAGCAGGCAAGACUACUGCCUGGUGAUAAAAAAACCAGAAAAGCAUUAGUAUGGAGGGAAAGAACAUUACAGAGGGUUGCAGACUCUCCCUUCACGGGGAAGGUGUGGUUUUAUUGUGAGCUGCUGCAGAGUUAAAGACUCACCUUUCUGCCCAGCAGAAGUAAGGUUUGCACCUUUGCUUUGUUUGUUUGACUUUCACACCCACAUAUCAUUACCCAUCACUGGCAAAGGGACAGUUUUCAUGAGCAGAAGUAAAGUCAGGCACCCAGAGCUACCUGAGGAGCUGGCUCUGUUAGUGAGUCACUGUGGUGCUUCUUAUGUGGACACAAGCCCAGGUGAACAAACAAGCCAGCUCAAAAUCCCCACAGCUGCUAAAAAAAAAAAAAAAAAAAAAAAAAAAAAGACUGGCCAAGUGCUCCAGGGUUGCCUGUGCCAAGGUACUGUCCAGCCAGUCACUGUCCCUUUUAAAGACUGAAAUCUGUUCCUGUAAAGGCAGAAGAGCAUUUCAGAUGGUGCCUUCUGUAGGCAUAGGAUUCUAAAAACUUGGAAACAACAGCUUGAGUGAUUUCUGAUGAUUUUGGAAUGGUGAAAAGUACUUUGAUGAAUUUUUCAGUUAUCUUUCUUACACUUUUUUUUUUAAUGUGGACAAGGAGCUUAGUGACGUUAGCUUAAAAUUUAGCAGUUAACUGGUUUUGUACUUGGAGUUGCUCUGUAUAUUUGUACACACACACAUAUAUAUAUUCUGGAAUGUAAAUCCUUUAUAUUUUUAUUUUCUGUAUUGCCAACUCUGUGCCUCUGAAAUAUGUAAGAACCAACUGAAAAGCUGUAAGAAGCCAGUUUUGAUCACUGGCAUCUGUAAUUAUAUAAAAGAUAUUCUGAACAGG
This is a messenger RNA of Calypte anna (Anna's hummingbird), 4632 nucleotides long. It is a transcript of the gene STEAP3, whose product is annotated as STEAP3 metalloreductase. Gene Ontology annotation, cellular component: endosome; plasma membrane. Gene Ontology annotation, biological process: copper ion import. The transcript is spliced from 5 exons. Gene Ontology annotation, molecular function: ferric-chelate reductase (NADPH) activity; cupric reductase (NADH) activity. The record is from RefSeq and is a predicted model, not a curated record. Lineage: Eukaryota; Metazoa; Chordata; Aves; Apodiformes; Trochilidae. The coding region runs from base 102 to 1568 and encodes 488 amino acids.